AUGUAUGGCAAAAGUACCUUUCACAAAAUUCCCAAUAAGGGAUGCAGACAGCAAAUGUUCCAGUCAGUGGACUAUUAUCGCUCUGUUCGAGACCGUUUGCCGGUAUGGAAACUUGAGGACAUCCGACUCACGGAACUGUACUCCUGGGACAGAGAAAACACUUAUAAAAUGUUCUCUUCGUCCGACGCGCUAAUGUAUGCUAUUGUACAUAACCAUCAAGCGUAUGCUAAAUACUUACUCGACACUUAUCCUGAGGAGGCAUUGACUCAAACAAACAACGACCACAACUGUCUAACUGUUUCUUCUCAUGUCAUGUUAUCUGUUCGCUACGACAGGCGAGAAAUUCUGAAUGUGAUACUAGAGGUGGCGCAACGGCUUCCCCGACUUCGGCCCAACUGGAUUCUAUCUGAAGGUUUUAACUUAGAAAACGGACGGAGUCCACUGCAUCUGGCAUGUGAGCUUCUACAGGUGGAAACAAUCACUAUGCUCCUAAGAAACGGAGCCUCCGUAGAAACGGAAGACCGGAAUGGAGCAACGCCAGUGGACGUCAUUUUGGAGCAUUUACGGAGCACUGAGGAUAAUGUUGUAACGAAGCGCCGAUGUCUUGACAGCUUGGUAAUGUUCAUGACCACAGCACGGUUUAAGAUGCAGAAAUGUUUGAGAGAUGACUGCACUGGUUGGUUAAGAGUUCUUGGACAAAAAACAUUUAAUUUUCUUGUGGGAGACACUCCCAAGACAUUAGUCCUGAUAUCCAUGCACAGGAUUCUGCUCCAGAUUCCCACGGAAAAUUUUCUGAGCAGACUGAAUGCACUUCCCAUUCCGAGUCAGUUGAAACCUUUCUCCUCAUUCAGGGGAUGGUAG
Chanos chanos (milkfish) is the source of this 861-nucleotide messenger RNA. Its product is annotated as ankyrin repeat domain-containing protein 9-like. Gene Ontology annotation, molecular function: protein binding. The record is from RefSeq and is a predicted model, not a curated record. The transcript has a single exon. Bases 1 to 861 code for a protein of 286 amino acids. NCBI's taxonomy places the organism in Eukaryota, Metazoa, Chordata, Actinopteri, Gonorynchiformes, Chanidae.